This is a messenger RNA of Nasonia vitripennis (jewel wasp), 7250 nucleotides long. RefSeq names its product ras guanine nucleotide exchange factor R. Lineage: Eukaryota; Metazoa; Arthropoda; Insecta; Hymenoptera; Pteromalidae. The transcript is spliced from 12 exons. The coding region runs from base 1054 to 5742 and encodes 1562 amino acids. The record is from RefSeq and is a predicted model, not a curated record.
CUAUAUCUGCGCAAUCGAGAUAGCUAUUCCUCUACCGAUCAUGUAUACUUAACGAUAUUUUUUGAAAAACAUACAUUUCAGGCUAUUUAUAGAUUAAUUAUUAUUUUCGGAUUUUCUGUGCGUCCGAAUAUGGUAAUUCUCGGUUUAUUUUGGAAAUUUUUAUUUUUCGCGCUAUGAGCUCCGAAAAAGAAUGAAUGAAAGAUUAAGAAUAUGCAUGCGGUAUGAAUUUCUUCUUUAUGUUAUUCUUUUUUGAUCUCACGCUCAAACAUGGGUAAAUACAGUUUUUCAUGGAGUAACUGGAUUUGAAAAGUUCGAAAUUUUAAGCGCAAAUAUCAACGCUUGCGAGAUGACGGUCGCAGAAUCCAGCCGCACACACUCGCAUUGGCCGAGAUAAAUAUAAAAAAUCCGCUGCAAAAAGAAUAGCCGACGAUCCCAAGAACAGGUCUGUUCAUCCCUGCCGCUUCUUGUAUCGCUAUCUUCGUCUGUGCUAUUGAUAAACGCGACAAACGAACCUACCGACGCAACUGACUCAUCGCCACGCCAUUUUGUGGCGCGAACGCGAGUAGUAAAAGCGUCUGGAAUAGUGGGGGGAUGUGCCCGCGGCGCGUCGCCAAACAGACGUUUUUCGAAUCGCAAGAUACACGUCCCGCAUAUAUAUCGACAUGUAAACAAUAAUUUGAAUAUAACUCGAGUGUCCAUCGUGUCAACUCGUCGCGCCUGACCGGAGCCGGACAACCGCGGCAAACCCGUCGGCCUCGUUGGCAUCGCACCAAGUGCCCUCCGGAAUCUGGAAAAUUGCGCAUCGCGCGCCCAUCGUAGUUGUGUGAUUAUAAUAGUAGCAUCGCAUCAUAACCUCAUCUCUUGUGGCGUUGUUUGUUGUUUUCAAGAGUCCUGUCCGCUGUGCGUGUAUGACAGGCAUCAGCGAGGGUACAGUGCACCGCGUUAUGUGCGACGACGACUCGAGGACAGACUCGGCAUCAGUAGUGACUCGUGUGCGAGGAGUUCGCUCGAGAGACCAAAGAUGUGACCUGCCUCCGGGUUCGAAAAACUAUAAUGGACUACGACUCGGAGUCCAGUUUGGAGAACGGACGUAAGAAACGCGACGAGGAUUCACCUCGUCAGGAGGGAGAACGGAGGUCGUCCUGGCGACUGGUCAACGCCGCUACUGGUGUGACUGGCCAGGCCAAGGUUCCUCUGGGAGCAGCGGCCAGCAAAGCGCUCUCCUCUCAAGUGAUGGAGUAUUAUCAAAAGUACGCUCAGAAUUCAAAUCUGCAUCAGUAUUUUGCAUUGCCCUCUUCGAAUUACAAUGCAACGGAGAGUUCCAAGUAUUAUUACAGUAUUUACGAGCUAAGUCCUAAAUACGCACCUGAGAGGCAGAGCUGUAUUGGCCAGGAUUAUAAUUUGAAGUCGUAUAUUCCUAAGGAAAGACGACGCUGGAUCAGACCUCCGUUGAUCGGACAGUCUUCUUCUACUGAAGGAUCUUCUAUUUAUGUUAAGUCCAUGACAGAACAACAAUCAACCAACUCCGACAGUCAUCAAGACCAAGACGACGAGGAGCAGCAGCAACAACAACAGCGACAACAAGAACAAGCACAAGAGCACGAGCAAUAUCCUGCAAACACAAGCAGCAACGACGAAGGUCUUGUCAUAACUGAAGAAAAAGCCGUUGAGUGCUCUUUUCAAGAACGUCAUCAUCAACAAGACCAACAUCAACAAGACCAGCAACAACAGCCCCCAAGUUUGAGCGAGUCAACAGGUGACCCACGAAAAGCGCCGUCCCCGACGUCAAGCGUCGCGUCACAUAAACCUCCGCUUGAGUGGGACAGCGGUGCAGACGUAGGCUACCUAUACUCGAGCUCAAAGCAAUUGAGCACCCUUGAGCGCAUGGCCUUGGCCCGUGGUUGUUCUGCCGCCCUCAGGCUUGACCCCGAAGGUGUCACCACCGAGCAGCAACAACAGUCGCCAGGAGCUAUCCGGACCAGCGUUGCAGCUGCUGUACUUUCUCUUACUUCCAAAGCCAACGGCAGUGGCAACGGAUUGACCAAGACAUUGGCUGGUAAACCAGACGCCAACUCGACGCCUCUAUUAUUGCUUGGAAAUGUUUCGGGAAGCGAGAGUGAGGUCGAGAUUACGCCGAUUGUGAAGAAUCAUCUCCCUGGUAUCGUCGCGGGGGAUGAGGUCAAAUCUGACCAAGUCGCAAGUUCCAAGAGUAGAAAGGAUAUACUUGAGUGUUUACAGGAAGCCAAAGACACUAUCGAGACGCCAAAGUCAGCCAACGUCUUCAAGCUCCCGCUCGCCCUGAAGUUCCCCCAAGAAGAAUCGAAUCAAAAAUCCGCAGCCGCAACACCGCAGUCAACUCCGCCACCAACGGCCACAAGCGCUUCUUCGAAGAACGACGAAAAACCCGUGGACGAACCGACGGAAAUAUCGCCGCUAAAGAAGAGCUCGUCGAUGAAUUUGUUGGCCUCGCCAACGUCUAAAUAUCCGUUGAAACGCAGCCAGAGCGAACUGAACCUGUGCGGCAACGAAAAAGCCGCGCCCAAGCUCAUUUUCAACUCAACCUCUUCCAUCGCGACAGUCGUAAACAAUCAGAAGCCUAUGACUUGCAACAAGCAGAUACAAACGAGUUUCAGAAUAUGCGCGCAAGAGUCUGUCGGAGUGCAGGUCUCCGUUCCCAAGGAGGAAGAAAAGCCACCGCUUCCGAAAAGAGCAACUAGUUUAGUGCCGAGGUCGUUGAAUUCGAUUUUGAAAAAUCCGAAAAGUACUUAUAAGGUGCAGAAUCCCAAGACUCCCAAUACAAGAGAUGCUUCAACUUCUAAGGAAGAGGAGCAGAAUGAAAACGAAAAAGAGGAAGAGAGCAGUUCUGAUUCUUCGCAAAAUGCUUCCCUGACCCCUCAAGCUGAUGACACGGAAAAUAAUGUCACUGGUAGAGCGAACAGUUUUGAAUAUUUUCCAGGACACAUUUAUGAAAAUGUGCCAAACGGUAGCACAAGUCAGGUCUCUUCGGUUGACACUGGCCGCUCGAACUCAACGAUGCCUAACACGAGUUCGAGCAUCGACGAAAAGCUCUGGGGUGACUCGGAUAACUUGGUACGCGAUCUCGAACGCAGUGUCAACAUUCUGAAAAGCCUUGUGGAUGCGAACAAACUAGACAAGCAGGUGAAGAAGCGUCUGAUACAUCACGUAGUGAAGAGGCUUGUUACCGCCAAAUACACGGACGAUAAGAUUGAACAUAAUCUCGAAGAAAAUGUCCCAUGGAACCCAGCUGAUGCGAGGAAUAAGGUGUACAGAACGGAGAUUAUACAAGCUCUGGCGAAGAACACUACCGACUCGUCCGACGAUUGGAAACCUUCGCAAAAGAAAAAAAGCCCGAAAAAAACAGUACCUACGCAAGAGGCUAGGGCUAUCAAAGAAAUCAUUAAUAUUCCUGCUGAAAUUGAAAGCAGCAAUAGUGAUAAAUUUGAUAGAAAUACGGAUAGGACUGUGAUGGACGGCAGAAAAGCGAGGAUGGGCUUGAGAGCAGAUGACUGUGACAGGCGGUGCAGCAGUAAUACGCCAACUAACAAAAGCGAAAGCUCUGAAUGUUUUUUACCUCAGAGAGCGUAUAAUAAGAAUGCGAAAAUUAAAAACAUGUUCAUAACUUCUACUUCCAAUAGCUCGCCGCAGGAUCAGAACAGAGCUCUUCUAGACGCUGUUGUUAAUAGCAGACCAAGUCCAGUGGACUCGAGUAAUGAGGCAGGCAACAGCGCAGACUGGCGGUUGCCUGCGACUGCAUCUGAGCGCAGAUACGAGUUACGGCACUGUAAUGAAUCAGAUUCCGCUGAUGCCAAGCUAGUUUCUUACGCCGAAAUGGAGAAGCAAAACCAACUCAUUUGGAUAACCAAUGAAAUCAGCCACUUGUCGAACCUUAAGAAGCUUCUUGAACAAACAAAAACGAAGCCUGAAAGAUCAAAAUCAUCUCCCCGGAAAUCUAAGCAGUCAAUCUCAAAGCCGCAAAAGUCGCUACCUCCGACCAAUCAUCCCCGGCAUCAAAACGGCGAAGUUCUGGUCGAAGAUGGUCAGCUAAGUAGGCAGUGGUCUUCGCACUGCAACCUCGCAAAUUGUCCUCCCCCUGAAUUGAACGCAGUAAAACGUUUGAAAAAACGCAAUAGUGGCACGCAAACAGCUACUGAGUAUUCGGCGGUUUAUUCCAAAACGAGCAGCGAGAUCGUUUCAGCAAGAAUUCAGAGUCCAAACAAAAAACUAGCAAACGCAUACGCGCAAACGCCUAAGUCUCCACUACUGGCCUCUGCUUCUGUUUGUCCCGUUCAUUCAAACGAUCAGCCAAUGAGUUGUAUAUGCGGUGCUCGUGUUUGCCAAUGCUGUACAUUAAAAAAUCCACCUAUGCAAUACUUGUAUUCUGACGGCGAUAGAGAUGAAUAUCAGAGCGAGGCUAGAUCAGAAGAUGCAAAAAAGACGAAGAAUCAGUUGAAUGCAACAAAGUUAAAGUGUACUUGUCAAAUCAAUGAUCAAAUGUCACACAAAGUUAAUGUCAAACACAAAGAGGAUAGACCGAAGAAAUCAGCGACAGCAAGCAAAACUUGCGACAAUCGUCAAUGCCAAGGACCCGUGUGUUCUUGCGGAAGAUAUAAAUUACCCGAGUCGCCAUCCUGUCAGUGCGGUAGAGAUUGUGAGUGUGAAAAUAGAAAUUUGGUUCGCGGUUUUGGAAGAAUGCAGAUAAACAAACCUCCGACAAAGAAACUCUUCGAAAAAAGCACCACGACUAACUGCAGUUGUGAAUGUAAGAGAGUGGAGGAAACGUCAAGCGCGAGAACAGAGUACAGCCAUUAUUCGAAUAAAAAAGGUCAACCGUAUUUUUUGGGUAAAUCGGCUAGAGAAGCAAAUACACAAAAUUGUUGUUGUGGAAACAAGACGAAGGAUCGUCCGAAAUCGUAUCCUAGUCCGCAGCUGAGUGCGCGUACGAAUGAUUCCGCGUCAAGUGAUUAUAAAUGUUGUCGUGUUUGCGGCACAAUCUAUCAGAAAGAUCGCAGUUGCAAUUGUGUUCCCAAGAGUUAUCCCAAAGCAGUAGCUUAUGAACUGGCGUUUGUCGACGAUGACCAAGAUUUAGAGGAGGCUGGAGACAGUGAGACUGGACAGUGUGGCAAAAUCAAUAUGGAAAUCAAAAGUAUAGAAAAGAAUGUGCCUUUACCGAGUUCCAGGUCACGAGGACGAGUAAAACUUCCUAAUGAUAGCAAUGGCACUCGCUGCGCAUGUCGAGGAUUACAACGCACGAUUAAGCGUUGCGAUUGCGAGUGCAGAGAAGUGGAAGUGAACAAGUUUUAUAAUGAAAGGAAAAGCACGUUGCAGGAAUGUUUGGCAUCUAACAACCCUGGGUUUGCGGAUAAUGUUGAGACACGUCGACAGUAUGUUUCCGAAAUUCAACGACUUCGGCAACUUAGAAAAGAUAGGCGGAUGCAAUUAUUAGCAAUGGCAACGACUACUAAUGUUUUUACGGGGCCUGAACAGCCUAAAGUUACAAAAAGUGUACAAAAGAAAAUAUCGGACGAAGAGAUGAGGGCAAGAUUACGAAAGCGAUACUUCCAGCUUACCGAGGUUCGAGCAAAACGCAGACAACAACAGUUGCAAGAAGAAGGUCGGUGCAACAAAUUAAUGGCCAAAAUAUUUGGUAAAAAACUUCAGCAGAAAGUGCUAAGAGGACAGGUGGACCUAUCGCAAAGUGUAAGCGUCAUUUCAAAUUUAUAACAUCGAUUGUGUUCUAUAGUUCAAGUGGCGACAUUAUUUUAUUAGAAUUAAGGCGAUACGAAAGUCGAAUAUACUGUUAGAUGCAGAGAACGCAAAGAAAUAAAAUUUCAUCCGGUGAUUUAUUUAAUUUUUGUUCUAACGUUUAAACACUCUAUUUUAAAUUAACUUUUGUACAAAAAUCAAAUGAAAAAAUCCUUUUUCAGAUCUUUGAAUAAGUGAUACAUUUUUAAAAAUAUUUUUAAAGUACAGUUUGCGCAUAUUUUUUUAAAAAUAACAAUACUCUUGGACUUUAUAAGUAGUAACUAAGAAUUUCAUAACUGUAAUUAUAUAAUUUAUUUGUAAAAUAGAUUUCCUUUGACGAUGAAAUAUUUUAUCUCUGAACAUUUUAUAAAGAAUAAGUAGAAAAUAUAACAAAUAUGUGAAAGAAUUCGAAGAUUAAAAAUUUUCGGAUUUUGUAAAAGAUUAGUUUAAAGGUCAGACAUUUGGUGUUAAAUGAUAUGACAGCAAUGAUGACAUGAAAUAAUUAUUAGUGAUAAUAAUACGUAGAUAAAUUAAAAAAAGUACUUAGUAAAUAUUACAAUGCACUUCCAUCGUAUAAUCUUCAUUUAACAAUUGUAAAUUCAUGUCAUCAGUUUUGCAUUCUUUGUUUUACACCCUAUGAAUUCACCCUAAGAAUAAUAAUUGAUUACGUGUUAUUUAAAAAGGCGUUUGACAUUAUAAAAUAAUUUCAAAAUAUACAUUUUUUAACAAACUAAAUUAAUAACGAUUAAAGUAUUAACCUGUUUUCGAAUCGACCGUAACAAGACUGAAAGUACCUUUUUAAAUAAAUGAAUAUCAGCACGUAUCAUCUAUUAGUAUCAGUAUCUAUGAAACAUGACAGUUUUUGUAAUCUAAAUUAAGAAACAUACCAUAAUAUAGUUUCCAAUAAAGUAUUGAAUCUAAUAAGGAUUAUGUAGAUAUUCAUGCAAAAAGAAAAAAAUGGCUGAGAUUUAAAGUCUGAUUUUUUUUUUGUUAAUCAUUAAAAUUCUCAAGUUAAAUAAAGUACAAUGUAGAUGAGAUUAUGCAUCAAUUUUACCAAGCAUUUAAAGGAUUACUGUUUAUGAAUAUUUUUGUAUUAAAUACCUUUAGAAAGGCUUUAAUUUAAUGAAAAAGAAUGAGCCUAGUACCUGAAACAUAGUACACAUUUAGAAUUAAGUUUGUUUCUUGCCAUUUCUCAAAUCGUAUUCGUAUUAGAGUAAAAAGUUUAUUAUUUAAAUAUUUGUAUCAAGUAAUCAAAAUGUAUGCCUUAUCCAAGCAUUCUAACCUAGUGCCUUUUUUUUUAAUUUUCAUGUGGAUUUAUAGUAGUGUAGUUAACAAGUACUUUUUAUUUGUAGUCCUUUGAAACACUUCAGUUUUAAGCAUAUUUUGAUUUGUAUACAUGACAUAGAUGACUUUAACUAAACCUUGUAAAUUGUGACUGUAAAAAGAACAAAGUAUAACAAAUAAAUUUAUUUAAAAUUUGCAAAAAA